GACGCCCCAGUCUCCGCUGGACUUCGAGCUGUGUACACGCGUUCUCAUUGCACAGCUCUAGCCAUUUUCACGCCACUUCUCUUUGAUCAUUACACUUUUGAUAGUGAUUAGUGUUAACCCUAGUGCCGUGGCGGACUUCACCACUUGAAAUUUGUUGGAACCAUGAUUAUUUGAUAGGCGCUCGUAGUGUACAGUUUAGUGUAGUGCAAGUGAUGUGUAUGUGAAGUUAGCAGCUAUGUCUUCUAGAACGGGCCAACGUGGCCCAUCGUUGUCUACGAGCCAACGCAAGCAUAGGUCCAGGUCAGCACCGCGGUAUGACCUCGAGAAAAAACCAAAGAAGAAGGAAGCAUCGGGCACUAGCAGUCUGGUCUCCAUCCCCAAUAGCAUUAAAUUGACGAUGCUUAACAGCGGUCUUAUUUCCUUCGACCGAGUGACCUUUAAGCCUGAGACUGAUGAAAAUGGCUCCGUGUCCGAGACGAUACCAGACAAGCCAGUGGAGCUGAAGAAUUUUCCGAAGCUGUGUGAGCAACGGCGCAAGUUCCCAGUCCUCUACAAGCUUGAGUUUCAGACGGCGACCAAGGUGGAGACACACGCUUGCCGACAUGCAACCAAAAAGACUAAUUUACACAAAAACCAGAACCAAAAAGUCAUUCCUUACGACUACAACAGAGUGGUGCUACAAACGGUAGAUCGCGAGCCAGAUUCCGACUACAUUAACGCUUCCUAUAUAGAUAGUAUAUUAAAACCAAACGCGUACAUAGUGACUCAGGGGCCAACAGAAGAGACGGUGGUGUCGUUUUGGCGAAUGAUUUGGCAGGAACGAGCCGCCGCCAUCGUUAUGCUUACCAAGACUUUUGACUUCAUUAAGGUCAUGUGUGUCCAGUAUUGGCCGGCCAGCAAAGACAAGGACGAAACAUAUGGAGACAUAAGUGUAGGAAUAGUUCAAGAAGAGGAAUUAGCUAAUUUUCACAUACGAACCUUUCGACUUUAUAAAACUGAGAAAAAUGUGGUGAUAGAAGAGCGUUUUUUACUUCAAUUUCAUUAUACACAGUGGCAUUCGCAUACUUGCCCAUUCGGUAAUGCCCUAUUAGAGUUUCGAAGGAGGGUCAGGGCCGUGGUUGGAAGAAGGUUAGCAGCCAGCACCGCGACGGGACCAAUGGUAGUACACUGCAAUGACGGUGGUGGACGUUCAGGAGUAUACCUAGCUGUCGAUGCAAAUUUAGAAUUGGCUGAAGAAGAAGACUGCUUUGACGUUUUUGGUUUCUUAAAAAAGCUACGACAAUCUAGAAAAGGGCUUAUUGAAAAUGAGGAACAAUACAAAUUCGUAUACGAUACUCUUGAAGAACACGUGGUCUGCGGCGUGAGCUGGUUUCCCGUAUCAGAGUUGUCUCAGCGGCUGAAGCAAAAGUCUCAAAGAGAUCCCGCGACUAAGCUCAAUGAAUAUCAGAAAGAGUACCAACAAAUCUGUAAGCAAACUCCAAGAUUCACGAUCGGUGACUGCGCUGGUGGUCAUAGAGGGGAUAACAGAGAGAAAAACAGAGACGUUCUUGUUGUACCACCCGACAACUUUCGACCAUAUUUGACAUCGUUUCAAGGCAACAGUUUCACCGAUUACAUUAAUGCGGUUUUUGUAGACGGUUACACAAAACCUCGUGAAUACAUAGUGACUGAGUGGCCAUUAAUACGAACUCAAGGCGAGUUCUGGUCCCUCGUGUACGACUACGAGUGUGCAGCCGUUGUUGUUCUCUGUGUUCCUCCUAAAAACUCUCAACAGUAUCCUCCAUUUUGGCCUGAAGGACGACAUUCUAAGAAAUAUGGACCCGUGUUCACUAUCGAUCACGUCUCACACAACCAUUACACUAAUAUAAAAACUUGGAUAUUUAGAAUUAAUAAGAAGAUCGUAUCGCUAACAGAACUAAUGGCGGGUGUAAAAGCUCCGCCUAAAACAGUACAGCUAUUCCAGCUAACUUGCUGGCCAAUGGGCCACAAGGUGCCAUCUUCAACCAAUUCACUCGUGGAACUCAUGAACAUGGUUGAACGCUGGAGACAGAGGACUGACUAUGGGCCUGUCUGCGUUGUCUCGCCUGAUGGUCGAAGUCGAGCGGGAGUCUAUUGUGCAGCCAACGCUUGUAUAGAACAAGUAAUCCAACACGGUGAGGUUGACGUGUUUCAAGCCGUCAAGACUGUACGCCGACAUCGACCUCAGCUUGUCGAGAAUAUGACGGAAUAUAAAUAUUGCUACGACCUAGUUUUGCACUACGUACUACACUAUUUAAAUAAAGAUAUGAAUGAGAAGAAGUGAGAGUGCGAGCUCAAAGACGAGCUCUGGUUCAUAGAGUUCGGGCGGGGACCUGCGUUACCUACGACUCCCGAGGAGACCAGCCCUCCCAUGGUCCCACGUGCCCCCCAGAGACCUGUAAGACCACGGCGUGGCCUAUCACUCGACCGUCUGAUGCCAAACACGACACGACCACCAUUGCACCAUGCCGUGACAAUGGAAGCGCCGCGACGCCCUCGAUCUAACAGGCCACCACUGCGUCGAUCAAUUCGUCUCGAAGACGAUGAAGGUGCCGCGGAAGAGCGACGCCGUGUUUUCGGCCACGGACCUCGAGCUCCGUCAUUUGAUGAGGGAGACGUAAGCGAUCAUGAAUGUGAAUGCCAGCGUGUUUCCCUCGAAAGGUCUGGCCCCUCUGCUGAAACGCCUGAUGAAGAUUACGAACCAGAGUUUGUCGCCUCUCCUCAUAUGGAUAAACCUGACUCACGAGCACGCGGUGCUUCAGCAGACCGUGUGCUCGACCAACGUGUACAUUUGACUCCUCGCGGACCAUCCAGAGCUCACUCUCAGGGCGUGUUCGAAAGACGUUUACCUAAAAUAUAUAAAUUAGGGCUUAUUGAUAAGUCAAAACGAGCAAGCUCGAGCGCCCUUUACGAAAGAGCAGAUAGAUCGCCCACUGAGGCAUUCUAUAAUGCUACAGGUUCUACACGACUAAGUUCACAAGAACUUUUUGAAAAGUUUUGUUCAGAAGAUUUUACUUCACUGUACGGGAGAGAAGAAUAUAGACCUCGCCGUCCUCCACACUCUAAAUCAACUGGAAGCAGUGGCUCAGAUGUACGUUACGAGAGAACUUGUUGUCGACGCAUACCAUGUGGCUCACAACCUACUUUAAAUCGGCGUCAUCACUACCACACUCCGCGGUCUGAUCGGUCAACAGAUUCGGACGAUACAUCGCCCGGGAGAACAAAUUUUCGUAUUCCUUCAGAUAUAUACGAGCAAAGUAUAACUGAUUACCCGAGAUCAGCUGCACUACUAAGUCCUGAUAAGUUCGAAGCAAGGUUUACGUUUGAUAUAUCUGAACGCAGCGAAGUCACUUCGUAUCGUGACGAAACUCCGUCGGAUGCAACAGAAACGAGAAAUCUUACUCUGUAUGAAGAGCCCCAUUCAGAUCGUACGAGUAUUUGCGAAUUAUACGAUGCAGCUUUUUCUUCACAUCGACCAUCAUUCAAACGUCAUAGUUCACGUCGUCAAUGUGGCCCCUUUGAUUUGAGCAAUCUAGAUUUCCGUGCGAUUGAUGAUGAGAGUCCACGAACCAGCCGCCGUACAUCGCAGCGAAGUAUGGACGAUACUAUGCGUCAAACUUCAGAAUCUCGUAGUUGGGCAUCAGAUUCUGUUUUCGCUACACCAGAACGUAGAGCGAUAACCACUACCACUACUUCACCGUCAUCUACAGACACUCGAAAGUUUGUCACGGCCUCGGAGCGUGCAGAAUCAGCAGCAGCAGACUCAACUCAAGCUGAUACGACUGCGGCUGAAGAACAACCCAGCGUGAUCGAGCGAACUGAAUACUCCUUAGCACUCGCUCUAGGUCGGAUAGACAUAGAUGGUUCCCCAGAAAGACCAGCUUCAACUCCAUCAGGUUUAGUUCGCAUAUCGAGUCGUCCUUCAAUGCUAAAAUUGGAGCCAAUAGAACCCGAGAGACUCUGUGGCGGCGCUGGAGAACAAGAAACAAUUGCAGCAUCACGUAAACGUCGAGGGGCCAGUGAGCCACGCCGCUCGGCUCGAUGUUUUCCUCUCUGAUGUCGCGCGGCGGCGCUGGCAUCGCCGCGUCGCAGCCGCCGCCACUACUCUGUGCCUUUUCGCUGCCGCUCAAAAGCGAACGCGAGUCUAAAAUUAGCCCUUCAAAACGAAUCGAACACUCGGGCUGUAGAGUCCUGUGUAGUUAUAGCUUAGCGGACUUUCUGUGUGUUCCUUUGUAGUAAUUGGAUAAACAUAACGGUCUCUUCGAGGCCAAGCUAGGAUAUUCUGGCGGUUUCAAUGUGGUGUACAUAAGUAAAGUUAUAGAUAAGAGGGUAUAAGAAAACGGAUCAAUGAAACCUUACCUUUGUCUAUCACUAACGGUAACUGCCAAACUCUUAAGUGUAAAUGAAUAUUUCUUUAACUUUUAAUAUAAGGUGGUAACGCAACGUCAUAGGCUAUGCCUGGUUACGUGCGUAGAGCGUAGAUUCUAAAUUUCUUAGAUAGCGAUCCCGAGGCUGAGGCACACGUCUCGCAGUCCAUGACUGACACAGGGUCCUCAUUUAGCUUAAACAUUACAGGUUCGUAAUAUAUGUCAUUCGAUACAUGUAAUUAGAGUCAGAUUUAUUGUUAUAAUUUGAAUAAUAUAACUUCACACCAUAAUCCAGAAAGGACUUUGUUUUAAUGUUUAAAUAUUGUUUACGUCCCGAUCGUUUUAAGGUGUCAUUAAUUUAAUAAUAUCUUUUAAUAAUUAUCUAUGAGAAAAACUAGGACUUUUUAAAGAUUUCCCCUACUUAAUUACAGGGGUUUAUAAUAGAAAUACGGAGAACCAAAGAGAUCGUAUUAUGUGUCAUACUAUCUUUAUGAAAUACAGAAAAUGUACAUUAGACGUCACGUCGAAUUAUAAACUUCCUAUGCGGUCUUUCUAAGGCAAGUUAGACGUAAAUAUGCAUUCGCAAUUUCUCAGUUUAUAAUGCUUUAUUAUAUGUAAUCACAUUUCUAGUAAAAAAAUCUUUACUACAAACUCAAGUGAAUUGGUCCUAGAUAGUAGCUUAAGCCUUAAAUAUAUUUCUGAUUGUAAUAAUUUUACAGAAACAUAAUGAUAGAGUUUGUAUCCAAUUGAUAUUUGUAUUUAAUUUUCUUGGAGAGUUAUACAAUUUUUCUUAGACUAAGUAUUGUCCAAAAAAUUGUUUUUGAUACUUUUAAGGCGAAUAUGUAUUUUUGUGGGUAAAUAAGUGACGUUUUACAUGUUUAAUUUGACUGCACAGUAAACGUUCAAUUAAAACAAUAUAGACACAGAUUUAGUACAACAGACUGAUUAAUCUGCCAAAACACUAAAAGUUUAGAAAAGCUUUUAGUUCUUCAGUAGACUUUAUUUUAAUUUCUAUUUUCUAGUCACUGCUUAAAUGUAGGAAAUUUAUUAAUAUUUUAUACUAGAAAAAAACUGUUUUUUCCAUAACAAAAUUACAUGGAGUUAAAAUAAUUAACCUUGUAUACUCGUAUACAAUAAGAAAUUUUCCAAUAUAUUUAGGAUACGAAUCCUACCUAGUCAUUUAUUAGAACUUUAAGUUCCGAGAGAAGUUAGCGAGAUGUUAUUUUCAUUUUUAUACAUCUAGUCUUAAUGUGUAGUUUUUGGGUUGAGUCAACUUUGGCUUCAACCGGCGUAAGAUUUUCCAUUCGCCAUGUGCCAAUGUGAUGUAAAUUUUCUUACAUUUUCAAAGUGUAAUUCGUAGCAAAAUCAAAUAUAUUUAUUUACUUAGAUCGUUUACAAGUAAAAAUAUAUAAAUAAUUAUUGUACGCGUAUGCGCGAUGUAUUAUUAUUUAAUUAAAUUUCUAUGUACCUAUGCCCUCAAACUGGCAAGUGUUAUAUAUUAAAUAUGAGUAGUACUAUAUUUAUUUAUUAUUGAAGUUUUUAUAAGAUUUAGAUUAGUUAUUCGUAUGUAAUGAUUAUUGUGUACUGUUUAAAUUAUAUGCGUCCUAACAAAUAAACCAUUUUCAUAGAAUAUAUUCUUAAACGCACAAGUUACAUUAUAACAACAUUUUGAUAAAAAUAAUUGAUAAAAUGAAUAUCAUAGAACCUUUGUAUAAAUAGCCCCGAGCCUAUUUGAUGUUCUCGAUUAUCCUGCUGCUUGUAUAAAUUUAAAAAAAAACUGUUAUUUCCUUUAUUAUAAACAGUAUUUUAGACCUAGACGUUCCUUAUUGCUCUAGAUUUAGAUAGUUUAGUUAAACAUAUUUAUCGAGAUAUCCUCCCUCGAUGGACUUCGUCGCUGGACGCAGUACUUAUUUAUAUUGUAAUAAGUUAGAUAGAGAAAUAGAAAAAUAAAGUAUUUAAAAUGUAGUCGUAAAGGUAAGAAUAUGGUUUUUGUUCUUUCCCUAUUAGCAAGAUUAUUAUAUCCGGUAUUUAUAUUUUAUUAAUGGUUAUUGUUUUGUUAAAUGUUUAAAAAUAAUAGAUGUGUAUAAUUGUUUUCUAGUCUUCCCAUUUAUACUUAUAAACUUCCGCGCUUGCUUUGUCUUUAUUGUAUUUUGUGCUAAUUACGUAAAUACGUGGACCAUUCUCGAUGUUUUAGUACCUAUGUGUAAGCACAUUUGUCAAAAUUUUCAUUUUAGGUUCUAAGUAAACUGUAUGAAAGUUGCUGCACCGACCAUCAUCGUUUAUAUAGGAAUAAUGGCUCAUAUUAUUUAUCAAAUAAAGAUAUGUCUAGUUACAGUACAUAGUACGUAAAUCAUAAUGAAUAUUGUAUACUAUAUACAAGUAUUGAUGAAUUUGGUAAUAUAGCGAAAUACAAUUUGUAAUUAUUUAUAAAAUAAUUAUUAUUAAUUACGUGUAAUUGUAAUAUUUAUAUAGAAACAUUGUGAUUUCAAUUUUCAACUCCCACAACAUAUUAUUGCAUUAAAUCAUUAAAGUAUUGUUGUCAUGGAUGUUAAUUAAAGUAAUUUUAAAAAUUUAUACAUGGAAUUAAUGGAAAUAUAUUUAUUUGUUGUA
Pieris napi is the source of this 6995-nucleotide messenger RNA. RefSeq names its product receptor-type tyrosine-protein phosphatase kappa (gene Ptp36E). The transcript has 17 exons. The coding region runs from base 236 to 2302 and encodes 688 amino acids. The record is from RefSeq and is a predicted model, not a curated record. Gene Ontology annotation, biological process: protein dephosphorylation. Gene Ontology annotation, molecular function: protein tyrosine phosphatase activity. Lineage: Eukaryota; Metazoa; Arthropoda; Insecta; Lepidoptera; Pieridae.